Messenger RNA from Trichoderma asperellum CBS 433.97, 858 nucleotides. RefSeq lists its product as uncharacterized. Lineage: Eukaryota; Fungi; Ascomycota; Sordariomycetes; Hypocreales; Hypocreaceae. Gene Ontology annotation, biological process: cellular response to oxidative stress. Gene Ontology annotation, cellular component: cytoplasm. The record is from RefSeq and is a predicted model, not a curated record. Gene Ontology annotation, molecular function: glutathione disulfide oxidoreductase activity.
AAUCAAGCCAAUCCAGGACCACGACCCUGAUUAGUAUUUUACAAAUCCAAACCGGGCCCCCCUCGGCUGACUGAUGCACAAUUUUUAGUGGCUGCAGUUCGUCAUUCUCGCAGGCGGUGGUAAAUCUCACAGGAGCCCGCCGCAUCACAUCAUCUUGGCCGAAUCGCGCCCCCAAACCGAACUCGUCCAGAUUCGAUUACACACUACUGCAACUCUAUAGCAACAUACACACAUAUAUAUCUCUCACACUCCUUUGCUACCCCAAUUUUACUCCCUCUUCCAACAUCCAAUCCACCCACAUCCAUGAACUUUGUUCGAUCCUUUUUUACAUCUGCAGUCAGAUUCAGCCCCGAAACAAAAAUGGCCAACGUCGAGGAAGUCCAGCGAAUUAUCAAGAAGAACAACGUCGUUGUCUUCUCCAAGACGUGGUGCCCCUACUGCAAGGCCGCCAAGGCUGCCCUCAACGAGGCCAAGGCUAACUACGAAGUCGUCGAGCUGGACAACCGAAAGGACGGCGACGACCUCCAGGACGCCCUUCUCGAGAUCUCGGGCCAGCGAUCCGUCCCCAACAUCUUCUUCGCCGAGCAGCACGUUGGUGGAAACUCUGACCUGCAGCAGCUCGUCAAGAACGGCACCCUCCAGAGCCGUCUCCAAGAGGCCGGCGCAUAUGCGUAAGCAAUAAGCUUGGAGGAGAAAAGAAGAAGACUGUGUUUUUGGGCUGACGGCAUCAUGUGUUUUUGCUGUUUGGCGUUGAAUAGAGAAGAGGAUAAAUCAAAGCUAUAAUAGAUGGGCCCUACACUCUACGCAAAGAAGAUGCGGAUUGUGUCGGUUAGAAUGCAGUGUGGAGGUUUUUUUUUU